This is a messenger RNA of Saccostrea echinata, 2091 nucleotides long. RefSeq lists its product as uncharacterized. NCBI's taxonomy places the organism in Eukaryota, Metazoa, Mollusca, Bivalvia, Ostreida, Ostreidae. The record is from RefSeq and is a predicted model, not a curated record. The transcript is spliced from 12 exons. The coding region runs from base 794 to 1897 and encodes 367 amino acids.
UGAUUGGUAUACAUGUAUGAAUAUUCCGAAGUGUAUGUGUAUUUGAGACAUCCCUCGUCUUUCUUCGGUAAAGGGGAGUGAUCAGAGUAAGGUUGUACAGUUGUUGGUGUUCCUCUUGACAGAUAGAGAGAAGAGAUUAAUUUAAAAAAUGAACAUAUCCUUUAUCGUCCUUUUUCUUUUCUUUGUAAAUAAAGUUACUUCAGAGAAAUCAAAAUAUAAUUUGACAUGGUUAGCUGCUCAAAACUAUUGUCGAACACGUGGAAUGGUUUCAAGAUUUGGGAAAAGUUCACUUGCUGAACAGUCCUCAGAAAGAUACUGGACACGUCGUUAUACAAAGAGAAGUGACUGGAUUCAUAUUCUUGGAUGUUACGAUCAAGACACAGUUCUUCAUUAUGUUAAGUCAAAUUUAACAAUUCUAGAUACAACAAUUGUUAAAUGUCAUGGUUUCUGCUUGAAGGAUUGGGAGAUAUUUGGAAUACAGGCAUGUUUACAUCUUUUUUGUAAUUGUCUAAUUAACCAAACAAACAUAAACAUAAUUAGGCUUCUGUCUUUGUAUCAAAUAUUAUUUGUUUAGGGGAACAGUUGCUUCUGUUUGUCUAAACUGGAUGCCAAAAUUCAACGGUUACACAAAAAUAAGUGUAACUGGCCUGGCGAUAAAUUUAGAGGUGACAGUAACUCCCUUGCUAUUUUCCGGACUACUGACUUCAACGCUAUUCAGCCUCGUAAAAAUGAUGCAACAAAUCAUGAAAAUCUGUGUGUGCAAAUUAUUUGUGACAACCAAGAGAAAUUUACAAUGACUGGGUGCAAGUCUUUUGGGAAUGCAUUAUGUUCAAAAACAGUUCUUGAGGGUAACUACACAUGGGAAAAAGCUAUGCAAGAAUGUGUGCAACAAUCAACGUCUGCCGACUAUCUAAAAGCUGACAUAGACUUAGAUUCAACGUCUUCAAAUAUUUGCACUAAUUAUAGCAUUUCACCUGGUGGAUCUUUGUGGCUUGGAAUUUGGUCUUUUUCAUCUGAAUUAGAAUACCAGGAUGAUAACGAUUUAACAAAUCUUACAAUGGAUAUGAAAUGUCAAAGUUGUGUUGAUGUUUGCAUAUUAGAAGAUUGCAAUGAAUUAAGACUCGCAUUUUGUGAGCCCGUAUCAGAACUGGAGACAACUGGUAAACAUGACCGUACCAGCCAAUAUAACACAGAUUCAAUGACAAGUGAUCAAAAGAUUUAUUCAUACAUAUCGACCAUAGCCUACGAGAGAAGUAGCAGUAUGUCCACUAAUGCCUUCUAUUCGUCUGUAUCACAUAAGGAUAAAUACGCUUCAAGAUAUACUCCAAGUACAUACGUAUCGAUGAAAAUUACAACGCAAGGAUUUUCCACGAUCCAGGAAAUAUCAAACGGUUCAGACAAUAUAACACACACAGCCGUCGUUUACGGUGUUCCAUUAGCAUUGGCAAUCAUUAUACUUGUCGUUUGUUUAUUAUACUGCAGGAGAAAACAUCAUAAGAAAAGAAAUUUGGAUGCUGUAUCACCAGCGGAAUGCAAACAGUCAUCGUCUCAUGCUCAAGUCAAAAUCACCUUAUAUGAGCUGGCGGACAAUUCAAAAUUAGAAAAGCCCACUUCUGACUCAGAUACACCGGAAACAGAAAACCAACCAAACACUGGCGAAAGCGAAAUGUAUGAAAAAGUGAACAGUAUAAAUGUAUCGGAAACAGAGGAUGUAUACAAUCAUCUCAGAGAGAGGAGUGAUUCGACUGAACAGAGUGAAAACAUUUAUGAUCGUUCAACCAAAACAUACGAUAUAGAAAAUCCCUUAUAUGACAUUACAACAAAUAGUGCACAUCAAAAAGCCUCGCUAGAUCCAAAAUACGACCAUGCUGUUUCGUUAGAUAAGCUGAAAGAGUGAGAAACUUUCUACAUUUUGAUAUGCUAAAGUGACUGUAAGGAAAGCUUUAGGCCGUGAAAUGCAUGAACUUUAAUUCUUAGUCCGAAAAUAACUUCAUGUAUAAUGUACAGUAUUAUUUAUUCUUCUUGGAUUACAUUUGACUUAUGAUUAUUAAAUUGUCAUAAAGGAUUGUUUCUGUACAAUACAUGUUUUUA